This is a messenger RNA of Mytilus trossulus (common blue mussel), 3974 nucleotides long. RefSeq names its product ankyrin repeat domain-containing protein 27-like. Gene Ontology annotation, biological process: early endosome to late endosome transport. NCBI's taxonomy places the organism in Eukaryota, Metazoa, Mollusca, Bivalvia, Mytilida, Mytilidae. The record is from RefSeq and is a predicted model, not a curated record. The transcript is spliced from 26 exons. Gene Ontology annotation, cellular component: late endosome; early endosome; tubular endosome. Gene Ontology annotation, molecular function: SNARE binding; guanyl-nucleotide exchange factor activity. The coding region runs from base 174 to 3545 and encodes 1123 amino acids.
UUUAUACAUAUGCGAAAUACAACGAUUUCAGUUUAGAAUAUUUACUGCACGGGUUAACUAAGAACCUCAGUUUGUACAGUUGACGAUAGAUGAUCAGACGAUAUAUCAGCUGAGAUUUGAUCAGUUAGGUUCCAGUGUAACAGACAGUAAAGAUGGUAUAGAAGAUACCUACCAUGGUAGAUAAGUAUGAUGAAGAUUUGUAUGAAAACCCAUUCUUCAUUGCUUUACAGACUAACUUUCCUUCAUUGAAUGAAGAGGCAACAUCCAGUUGUUGGACAGUCUGUAUACCAAGAUAUUCCUCUGUAGAACAUGGAAGUUUUACUGAACAUGAUGUUAAAGAUCACGUUAUUAUUACAUCACAGACAGAAACAGACAUUUAUUCAACUUGGUCAGGAAAGAAAGUCUGCAUCACAGAUGGAAAGCUUUCAUUAAAGAUUGGCAAUGAAGAAAAUAAGGUUCCAAUCUUAUUUGAAGAGACAUUUUACAACAAUAGUGAUGAAUCUUACAAAGUUUUGUGUAUUGGCUGGCCACUGAAUACUAUCCCUAAAGAUAAUGUUAAAAAUGAUCACCUCAAAACUGCAGCAAGGCCAGCCACAUAUGAAGAGUGUUGUAAAUUACUUUUUGGACACUCAGGAUCCAGACGAAGUAGGGAUGCUGUUGAUAAACUACUGGAUUCCUUCGCUAAGUCCUACAAGAUAUCAGGAGAAAAGUUUGUCGAUAUUGUUGACAUUGCUUCUACACAGUACACCAAAGUUAUGCAGACAGCUAUGAAAGAUUCUAGUGUGAGAAGACAAGCACAAGAAAGCCAGGCAAACAUGGACAAUUUAAAGUUUGCUGUGGAGGCCUACAUGAUGCAAGCCAUUCAUAAGGAAUUAUUCCAAGUCAUAGUCACCAACUUUUCUAGUCAGGAUACAGAUAUCAACAAGAUGAGAAGAAACUUAAAGGACAUUAACCUUAAUAAUCUGGGUGUCAAGUCAGAUUUCAUCUCUAAUAUAGUUCCUGCCAGAAAGGAAUUGGUCAGGCUGAAUUCUUACUCAACACCUUUCGGAAGAAUGAAAUGUUUGAAAAGAGUAGUCUCAGUUUUAUGUAGACCUCCAAAGAGAAAGAAUUCAGUAGAGGAAUCCAUAGUGAUCACCACAGAUGAUUUCCUUCCUAUGUUAAUCUUCCUGAUUGUAAAAUCUGAUAUUCCUAAUUGGAUGGCAAAUCUUAUGUAUAUGAAGCAUUUCCAUUUUUCUAGAACUACAGAUGAUGAUGAAUACUUGUAUUACUUGACUACAGUCGAGGCAGGGUUAGAACAUAUAAAGAGUGGUAAACUAACAGAAGAAUCAAGCAAGGCUAAUAUUGUUGUUUUUCCCAAACAUGACAGUAAGACAGAAAUCAAUCGACAGACAUCCAGUAGUAUUGUAGACAGAUUUUUUCAGUAUGUGCAAUGUGGUGAUGAAUCAGCUGUGAUAACAUUACUGAGGAAGUCUAAGUCUGGUCAGGAUGAUAUCAGUCCAUUAAUGUGCCAUCCUCUGUGUGGCUGUGAUAAAUGUUCACGUCUUACGUCACAAGUCAAAACAGAUGAAAACCUGGUAACAGCCUACACCAGAGAUGAUAGAGGUUACACAGCUCUACACAUUGCUGCUUUACAUGGCCAGGCACAUUUAAUAGAUGUUCUUAUUCAACAUGGUGCUAUAGUGAAUGCUAGUGACUACCUAGGACUUACACCUCUUCACCUUGCUUGUCAAAAAGGAUUUCAGAAUAUAAUUUUGUUACUGCUCCACUUUAAAGCAGAUGUUAUGUUGACAGACGGGGUCGGGAACACACCACUACAUCUGUGUGUUGAUAACGGACAUGAAGAUUGUGUGAAAGGUUUAGUAUUUUCUGAUGUAUCCAGAAUAAAGUUAGAUAUUAAUGCACAGAAUGAGAGAGGAGAUACACCACUUCAUUUAGCAGCAAAAUGGGGCUAUGGUACCAUUGUGAACUCAUUACUAGAGAAUGGGGCUGAUGUUACUAUAAAAAAUAGAAAGAAACAGACAGCGUUAAGUCUGGCACAGAACAAAAACGUUGUACAGAUAUUUACUGACUUUGCAACGAAUCCAAAGAUAGAUAUGUCUAGAUCAUACUCACAAUCAGAUUUAGACUACAGUUAUGUAAAAGUAGUGAAACAUGACCAUGAAACCAAGCGCCGUACAGAAUCAGUAUCUUUACCUAAUACACCUAUGGUGGAAUCUCUAGAUCUGAUGGAGGAAAAACAGAUAGCAUUGUUAUACAAGGCCAUUGAAGAUAAGGAUAUUCCCCUGGUACAGUUUCACUUGGGCUGGACCAGCUUGGACAGUGAAGAAACGGAACCUAUCUCACCAAACUCACUGGAAAUGUGCCAUCCUUUGUGUCAAUGUAAAAAAUGUACUCAAGUUCAAAAGAUCUCAGGUAUUGGUAAGAAUGGUCUUCAUGUAAGGAUCAAAGAUAAGAAAGGAUACACGCCUCUUCACAGAGCUGUUCUUGCCAACAGUUUACAACUAGUCCAUUUAUUUGUAACCAAAGGUGCCAAGAUUAACGAUGUGACUUCCAAGUAUAUAACACCACUACACUUAGCUUGUUACCUAGGCUUUACUGAUAUAGCAAACUAUCUAGUUGGAAAUGGAGCUUAUGUGAAUGUUAAAGAUAGCAUGCUAGACACGCCACUCCAUCUUUGUUGUUACAAAGGAUUUGUUGAUAUAAUAGAUAUGUUAAUUCAGAAUCAUGUAAUGGUAAAUCCAUCCAAUAAACAAGGUGAUCUACCCCUGCAUAUAGCUGUUAAAACACAGAACAUAGACACAGUCAGGAAACUGUUAAAGGCUGGAGCUUAUGUUAGUAUCAGAAAUAAAGAUGGCGGAAUUCCAGUAUUUUAUGCCAAGAAUCCAGACAUAGUUGAACUUCUGAAGAUCUACACGAAGAAUGUGAUUCGUCAUGAUAAUGAACAGAUUACUACACCACUAACACAGGAAACAAAUGGACAGGAAAAGCAGCCAAAAGUGCAUCAUAUUUUAAAAGCUACAGAAGAAAGGGACUUAAGUGCUUUACAUGAGCUUUGUCAAUCCAUUGAAACAUUUGAUCCAAAUUCUAGUCUUCGUCGUACCUCUACAGUAGAUAAAAGUUCUGCUCAGCUAAUAAAUUUACAACGGAGGUUGUCUAUAAGAGCUUUUGAUUUAUCAACAUUAAGGCAUGUUCAAUCCAUAGACAAAAGUGAACCUUUACAUAUUUAUAAAUUGGUGCUAAAGGAGAAAAGUAAAUGUGAAGAUAAACUGAACAGUUCAGUAAUAGAAAAUAUCAGUGAUGAAAAUAAAUCUGAAUUUGAAGAAGAUAAUUUCUCUGAACAAAAUGAUGUUUUUGAAAAUGCUGACAUCAAAACUGAUGAUGCAUUUAGCAAACAUGCAGAGGACAUCAAAGAAAACUGUGAUAGUGUUGAAACUGUUAAGGAUUGUUUAGAAAAUUGUUCUGAAAAUAAAGAAUCUAAUGGAAAUGAUGAAAACAGGUCUUUAUUUGAAAAAGUAACUAUCAAGUCAGAAAGUACUGAAGACUGAGCUGUAUGAAAAUCAGUUCUGAUUCUGAUACAGUAAAUGGUGAAGGGUGUAUUUAAAUGAUGAAUAAACAAAUAAUUAUAUGAUGACCAAUAUUAGGAUAGAAGGGUAUUUUUCCAAGUUUUCUUGUGAUGGCUGAUAUGAUCACAAAUGAUAGAUAUUCAAGUACGAAAAUUAUUCCUAAUUAUUUACUUCAAUAUUUACUAAUAAAAUCAAUCUUUUUGAAAAAAGGACCAUAAAAGGUAUCACAUUUUUAUAGUUUUUUGUUUGCUAAAUUUCUAUACUGAUUGUCUGGCAAUCAUGGAAUUUUACAAAAUAUGGGAUGGAAGCUUUUUUAAUUGUUAUAAAAAAAACAAGUUAACAGAACAUUGUUUUUUGUGUUUUCCUAUUUCACCAACAAUUAGCCCUUAACAAUUCUAGAUAUUUUUAUUU